UCAAACGAGCACGGAUUAUAGGUUAUAACGGUGAUGUUUGUGUUUUCGUGGAGUGAUGUUUUGUGUUGUUUAUUGACAGAUAAUUUUUGAUUUUGUUUUCGUCAUAGUAGUUGGAAUCCUUUUCAGAUCGCCCUUUAAUAAUAACGAGCAGUAAGCGAACACAAUGGAUAUUUUACUGAAAUGUAUAGGAAUGUGGUUGCUUAUAUUGUGGCAAAAGGAAAAGUUGCAUGUGCUAUGUUCCAACGGUGGACCCCAGAAUUACAGCUUCGCCACGGGAAACGAUACUGAUCAUAAACCACUCCAUACAGAUUUGCAUAAUUUGUUUUCAACUAAAAAUAAUGCAGACAAACUAGACAAAAAUACAGACGAUGUGGAGUCGAAAUAUAACUCUUUUCUUAAUAGUACAUAUGUCACAGAGAGAAAUAGAGCAUUUGGAAAUACUGUAAACAUGGAAGGUGGGGGCGGUGUUACACUGUAUCACGACAUUCCACGUUUCGAUGUAGAACCCGCUCACAGUAUAGGACCAAGUUUUUCAAAUGCAAGUAUUUCGGGUAUUGAUCAUGGCAACAUAAGUUCAGGUAUAGUGCCUCGAAAAGGAGUUGCAUAUAGUAAACCAAAAAUUGUUCCACGAAAAGGUGUGUAUCCUAGUGCUGAGGAAAAUGGUUCAGAUAUGUCCAUUUCAAGUAUUGAAAGCACUGAUGAAAAUGUGGAAAGGGACAGUACUUUGUUAAACAAGAAAUGUGUCUGCUGUUUGAAAAAUACUUCAAGUGCAAGCAUCAGAAACGAAAGUGAUAUUAACUGUAGAAAAUGUUGUGAUGCAAUGAAUGAUAGAAAUACAUCUAGUAUAAGUAAUUCAACUGAUCCAGUGAACCAGUUACCCACAGAAUCUGUUGCACCUUCUGCUGUCAAUUUCACAUCUGAGGAUAGUAUUUCUGAUUUAGAGAAGCAAGAUAAACAUAAUUCCAGCUCACUCAACAGUACAGCUACUUUUACAUUUCCAUCUCCAAGGAACAAGAAACCACUGUUUACAUUGGAUGCUGCUAAUGACUCGCCUGCAAACUUGUCUUUCCAGUCCCCAUCCCAGAAUAAGAACUUAAAUAGGACUGAUUAUGUCAUACCAAUUGUUUCCAUAAUUUUCGUUGUUCCACUGGUUAUUGUAUUGGCAGUGUUCCUGUACAAGAAAGGUUCAGAGUUCUGGGAAAGGAGACAUUAUAGGCGUAUGGAUUUUCUGAUUGAUGGCAUGUAUAAUGAUUAAUGUAUUUACCUAGACAGGUGAAACAACAUAGUUUGCUUGAACUAAAUUCAGGAUAGUCCCAUUUGUUUAAUAAUAUUGGGACCAGCCACAAUACAGAAUUUUUAUAACAAAUAACUUUUCAUUUUA
Messenger RNA from Zootermopsis nevadensis, 1381 nucleotides. RefSeq lists its product as uncharacterized. The record is from RefSeq and is a predicted model, not a curated record. NCBI's taxonomy places the organism in Eukaryota, Metazoa, Arthropoda, Insecta, Blattodea, Termopsidae.